AUGUCUCCGACAAGUUCCCGUAUCUUCCCAUACGUAUGUCGUCUUUGCAGGAUGCCGAUGAUGUUAGCAUCUGUGCCAUCGUCAGCAUCACCGACGACCAUCUCCUAUCAGAUCAAAGACAAAAAUUCUUCUGCCGGUGAAGCGAUCUGUGCUGUAUGCGGUGAUGGACAUGCAAAACUUCACUAUGGUGUGUUGGCAUGCUACGGAUGCAAAGGAUUCUUCCGACGGACGUUGACGGGCAAGUACCGCUAUGCAUGUCGUUUUGGCAACAACUGUGUCGUCGACAAAUUUCAACGGAACAGCUGUCGUUAUUGCCGUUUUAAUCGCUGUAUCGAAGUUGGAAUGGAUCCAAAAGCUGUACGGCCUGAUCGAGAUCUGACGGGAAAGCAAAAAGUGCCUCGAAUAAGAAAAAAGCCGAUUGAUGAAGAAUUAUUAAGCCAUGUGCUCCGGCUUCACGGUGAUGAUUGGUCAAGGAAGUUGAAUAACGACACGCGGAUAUUACUUCUACAACUGAUGAACAUCGAGGCAAAAGUCGUCAAAGGUGAUAAUAAUAUGAGUAACGCCUCUACACAACAAACUAAAGAUCCGCGAGCGAUUUCUCUGAAGGAAAUGUUCGAGCAAAAGCCCUCCAUGGACGGGAGACGUACUGAGAUGCGAUACGAACCCUUUCGGAUGGCACGGACGGAGGAAUUGUCCGAGAUUGCUCAUCGACGAGCGAUUGCAGCUGUAGACUGGGUGGACAGUUUGACGGAAAUCGCCGAACUGCAGGAUACGGAAGACAAGGUGGCUCUAGUGAAGUCGUGCUACUCACCUUUGACGAUAUUCAACUUCUCUGCUCGUACCGCUCAGAAUACCCCCAAUCCGGAUAUACUUUGCCUGUGCAGUCAUUCCUAUGUGCCAAGGCGUUUACCGCCUGAGUUCAAUGAAACGAACCACCUGUCAAAUGUGCUCAUCGAUCGAACCCUGAAUGAACUCGUAGCACCGUUACGGAAGUUGAAUCUUAAAGAGGAAGAGAUUGUACCGUUAAAGGCGAUCAUCAUCCUGAAUCCCAACGCGAAAGGCUUGUCGGAUCGGGCUAAGGUGGCCAUCGGUGACCUUCGUGAUAAAGUCCAAGAUAUGCUGUUCCAAAUUGUCAAAGAAUUACAUCCAAUCUACACGGCCAGUAGCCGAUUUGGAAACUUACUGUUGCUAUUGCCAACCAUUACGACUUUGUCGGGUCUAAUGAGCGAGAACAUGCAGUUCUGUCAGGCAUUCGGAGGACGACAAAGCGGUGAUCCGUUGUUGUCUGAGAUGUUCGGCGAUUUCAAAUCGAAAUUCGAUGAUUCCACCAUCUCGUCCUCGUCUAUCAGCCCACCCCUUUACGAGAAUCCAGCCGAGAUCUCACUCGAGGUGUGUUAA
This is a messenger RNA of Haemonchus placei, 1398 nucleotides long. Lineage: Eukaryota; Metazoa; Nematoda; Chromadorea; Rhabditida; Trichostrongylidae. The record is from the annotation of a GenBank genome assembly.